GUUGGCUGAGAUCUAUCAUAUGUGUUUGUCUCGCGCCCGUAUUUUGGAACGUUGCCAAGGCACCUGGGUCGAAGAUUUAAUCAACAUUCUGUCAGACAUUUAUGGUCAUCAGAGUACAUUAACGGUGGAUUUUUAUGCCAGAGAAUUUCAAGAACAAGAGUGUCUAUUGAUUGCAGAACUCUUUGUCAAUAUUUCCUCUUGUUUGAGCGGAUGUCUGGAAUUCGGGCAAACGGUGCUCGCGAUCUUGGCAGCAUCAUUUCGAUACUGGGUUCCAAAUGGAUUUAAUGUCCUCCUCGAUGGUGUUGACUCGGAAGAUGGUGAACAUGAUGGCACAGUUGCAGAAACAGAUGAUUCCGGUUUUUGCCAAUUUAAUACGGAAGGAAAUUUUGAAAAUGCUAUUUCUUUUGUCACAGAAGACCAAGAAGCAAUAGUAAUGACAAAAAAUGGAGAAAUAGAAAGAGGAGAAGGUAAUCAUGAAGAUAAAAGUGGUGAACUUGAAAAACCUAAAGAUGAAACUGAAGAUACGAAUGAAUAUGAAGAAGAUGGUGAUCAAGAAGUAGAAGAAGAAGAAGAAGAAGUAGAAGAAGUAGAAGAAGAGGAAGAAGAAGGAGAUGAUGAUGAGGUAGUUGAAGAAAAUGAAAAAUAUAAUGAUGAUGAGAACGAAGGAAGUUCUCUUGAGGGCAAUAUUGAAGAUGCCCCUCGUGGCUCUAUCAGUCCAAGUGUCAGCAAGAAU
Gryllus bimaculatus (two-spotted cricket) is the source of this 733-nucleotide messenger RNA. NCBI's taxonomy places the organism in Eukaryota, Metazoa, Arthropoda, Insecta, Orthoptera, Gryllidae. The record is from the annotation of a GenBank genome assembly.